Messenger RNA from Emiliania huxleyi CCMP1516, 438 nucleotides. RefSeq lists its product as hypothetical. The coding region runs from base 1 to 438 and encodes 145 amino acids. The record is from RefSeq and is a predicted model, not a curated record. The transcript is spliced from 2 exons. NCBI's taxonomy places the organism in Eukaryota, Haptophyta, Isochrysidales, Noelaerhabdaceae.
AUGCGACUGCCGUGGUCGACCGAUCCGCCCGUGCGUGACCGCCUUCGAGACAGCAACGAGCGGCCGCGCUCGCGUCUCCGGUACGAGUUCGUCGUCGUGAUCUGCGUUCGAGCUCCGUCGUGGCAUGACGCAAUCCUUUCGCGCUUUGUCGCCCGCGACCGCCGGAUGGCGGAGGGCCGCGAAAAGGCGGAGGAGGUGCUCGAAGCGAUGCGCGGAGCAGGCCUCACGCUUCGCGUCAAGCGGCACCUCGCCCGCGACGGCUCCAAGCUCCUGCUCGCCUUUGUCACGGCGGCGGCCGACCGGCUGGCGGUUCAGAGUGACCGACUCGCGGUCGAGAAGUGGCUGACCGAGGAGCGCUCGCUCGAGAGCGGCGGCGGCGCGCGCUUCGGCGUCGACUCCAAGCCGGCCACGCGGGUGGUGUGGCUCUUGAUUGGUUAG